Messenger RNA from Puccinia triticina, 1290 nucleotides. RefSeq lists its product as uncharacterized. Gene Ontology annotation, biological process: positive regulation of mitochondrial translation. The record is from RefSeq and is a predicted model, not a curated record. NCBI's taxonomy places the organism in Eukaryota, Fungi, Basidiomycota, Pucciniomycetes, Pucciniales, Pucciniaceae. The transcript is spliced from 5 exons. Bases 1 to 1290 code for a protein of 429 amino acids.
AUGUUCAGACCCCAUCUCAGAUCGAUCCAAUCCUUAGUUGCCUCACAGCAGCCAACCUCCAAACUCAAGCAAAAGAAGCUCAGCAUUCGAAUAGGACUACUAAGUUUUCGCCCUCUGAGCACGGGACCCGAAGUGGAGGCUACUGCUACUCACGCGAACGUCACCCCGAAAACAUCGAAGAAGAGAGCUGGUACACAUGGACAGGCAUCAAUUUUGAAAUGGGAUAUGAAAGAAGGCUCCGAACCCUCUGGACGUCCAACCAGGUCUCUGGGCAAAGUGAUUGCUUAUUCGACGGCUGAAGAAUAUGACCUCCGAAGACUACCUAAACAUCUAGAUGAAGCGGGUUACCCAAGAUCGACGAGGAUGUUCAACGUGCUCGGCGAGGCUAUCUGGUUGCCACAAUGGCCACCUUCAUCUCCUUCAGCAGACAGUCAUCCUGCGAAGGACCCUAUUGACCGGCAUGGGGAAAUUUUUGUUUUUGAAUCUGGCAGUUUUGUGAGCUGGGGAAUCAGCUCAGAAGAAGCCGCGAAGUUUCUCAAGAAGAUCAUACGACCCAAGACAGAUAAGCCGGCAAGUUUACUAGAAGUAAAUCCCAGUCGGAUACCAGAAAAGGAGACCGUCGAUUACCUAGAAUCGAAUACUGGACCGAUGUUUGAAGUGGAUACCGAUCAGAUCGUCGUUUCUGCUAUCCAACCGGAGGGUUCUCUGCCUCAGGACCAAAUGACGAAAACGUCAGCGACGGUGAGGUCAAGGAAGCUUCUGACACCAUUCAUGGCCUCCUCGACAUCCUCACAAGCUCUUCAACCGCCAUCCGACUUACUCUUGCUGUCUAAGUUAGCCGUCUCCUCCGCUCUCGCCCGGGCCUGUCGGCUCUCGAGGUACGAAGCCCAGCUGGAUGAGUUUCUGUCAAAGGUCGAACAUGUCCCUGCUAAACUCAAGGCUGGAAACGAUUCUCCUCUCAAUAAACACGAAAUCAUCGCUCGCUAUGGUGAACUCUUGGAGCUCAGACAAGGUCUCAGUCUCAAAGAAGAAAACCUUAUUGAUCUACCAGAAUGGUUUUGGGAAGAUACCGGCGCUGAAGAACGCCAUUUCAAAAAAGUCUUAAGAGAGUUCGACUUCGAAAGGAGAUUGAGAGUUUUGAACGACAAACUUUCGAUGGCCAUCGAGCUUCAAGGCAGGCUAUUCGAGUUUAGCAAUUCUAAAUAUUCGCAUCGACUGGAAUGGAUCAUUAUCAUAUUAAUCGCUUUCGAAAUUGCUCAUGCUGUCUACGCUGCUGAUCAUUACCAUUAA